AUGGUAGUAUUAAAUGUAGACUCCGAGAAGGUCAAGGACAUAUCUCGUUUCAUGCGCGGCUUCUCCCUUGGUUCUCCUGAGCAUGUAGACACCUGUUCUUUUCUCGCCUAUGGCGCGCUUCGUGCAGAAAUCAAGGAGAUGUUUCCUACUGCGAACAGCGGACGCAAGCUAUUGGAGAUCCUUCAAAAAGAUGCCGGGUUCGUGCAAGCUCAUGCUCAGAUGGUCGAGCGGCUGGACUUUGAACCCAUGCUCGUUUGGUUGAGAGGGAGGUCUGAGAUACGCCCACCCAUCGUGGUGCCGCAGAGUGCAGCUCAGCAAGAAGGGGGUUCUAUAGCCAGAAGCAAAGAAGCUGUACGCCGUGCCUGGGACGAACCAUACAGGGGCGACGCCGCUUCGGUUCUCUAUGACAUCUGCACCUUUUGGUUGCACGAGCGACGCGCCGAAUACUACGGCAAUGUCAUCACCUACAUACAGUCUACUGGUACAGGAAAAUCUAGGACGGUGAAGGAGCUCAAGCAGCACGCUAUUGUCGUCCUCAUGAAUGUCGCAUCGCCACCGAGCACGAGUAUAAGCGGUGGCUACCCUCCUCCCGAUACGACCGUCCAGCAGUUCUUCGACGAGUGUCAAAGAGUACUGCUGGAUAAUCAGCCAGCGCAACAGCGCUCUCGAGCGGUGCACCUGAGACUCCACGGAUUCUUCGUCGGUCUUCUCAAGCACCUGCUCGUCACGCUCCAGGAGCUACACGACGACGCAAACGGGUGCUCGUUCAUCGAGCUCGCAUCCAUCUUCUCUGAGAGAAUGAAUGAAGGGACCUUUGAUGCGCACGGACAGUUUCGACAGGAGUUCUGGAAGGAGGUUGUAGGGCUUGCAGGCACGUUCAUCAAAGCGAAUGAGCAUAAGGACUUCACGGCCCCACCCAAUGUCGAUCGGAAAGACUCUACGUCAGAGCUCGUCAGAGCAAGCGAAGCCCUGAUGAAGUGGCUCAAAACCAUAUGUCAAGGCGCCUUCCCGUCGGGCCCUUGGGUCGUCUUCAGCAUCGACUCAGCCCGCCGCUUCAUACCGUCCACCCACGCUGCCAUUGAAUACACGCUACUCUUCGAGUUCCGGCGCGUCAUGCGUCUCCUGAAGGACGAGCCCUACACAGCGAUUCUGCUCGCGACCGGCGGCGUCGUCGCAGAGCCAGAGCGCGCGCUGCCCGGCUCAUUCUUCCCGGUCCAUCCGCGGCCCACCGUGCCCGUUUGCAUCGUCCCGUUUGAUGUGCUCGCGGACGUGGUGCCCAAUGAUGGGUCGUGGACGCUUGAGCGCAUAGCGUCGACUGCGCGCAUCGCGCGGCUUGGGAGACCGUUGUUCGGCGCUCUACAUAAUGCCCAGGAAACAGUAGGACGCCAAGAAGCAGUACAGACUGUCUACUUCGCCCGCCUCAAGCUGCUCUGCGGCGAACCACUGCCGACCGCGCCCGAGACGGACAAGACCCUCCAACAGCUCUCCGCCCUCUCGCAGACAUUGGGCCUCCACUUCACGUCCGGGCUAUACGACCCGCGCUCCGGGGCCGAGCAGCAGCUGGCCGAGCGCAACACGCGCAUGAUCCUCUCCGUGCGCCCGGCGUCGCACGAGCUCGGCACGUUCGUCCCCUCGGAGCCGCUCCUCGCCGAGGGCGCGUACUCUGCGUUCCUCUGUACCAUGGCUUCUGGGCGCUGGGAUCUGCCGAGGGCGCUGUUGGUACAUGCCGAGCGGUCGGGCGUGAGUUUGGGCGAGCGCGGGGAGGUCAUCGGCGCGCUGAUACUGCUGCUUGCUGUGUACGAGGCGCGGAGGAGGCGCCCGCGUUAUGGUCCCGGCACCUCGCUAGCGCCCCCCGACCCAUCGCGCGACGGCUGGGCCCGCACGGUGUCGGUCGUCGACUUUCUGACCGCGCUCGUCCCGGACGCCGCGCUCGAGAGCGUCUUUGGCGCAGCGCGGAUGUGGUUCAACCACUGGAUCCACGUCGACGACGGAGACGUGUUCGACCAGCGGUGUUUGUGGGCGUAUCUCGCGCGCGGGGCCGGCGUCGUGUGCGCGAGGCAUCGGGAUGAGGUUGCGAUGUUCGUGCCGUAUACGAUGGGGGAUGGCGGGCGGUCGGAGGAUACGGGGGUUAUUAUGGUCCAGGUUACGAAUAGGACGACGCCGGGAGACGGAGGUGGGGUGAGGGAGUCCGUGUUUGACGCGAUGGAUCCGGAGGGACUGCGCGUGUUCGCGGAUGCGCAGAAUCGGGCUGUGCCCGUUAUCCGCCUCGUAUUUGCGCUGGCUUCUGAACACGCCGCGGUCCACGUUCGUGCCCCGCCCCCGCGCACACCGACUCUAGAAGGACCACUUGAAUCCAAGUCUAAGGUGGACACCUUUGAUAUCUGGCUCGCCGGCCUCACGCACGACUCUUCCGGCAUCAUCGCCGACGACGCUCAAGAACGGUCGGUGUACAAAGAUCUACUGGACCUGUCACUCCCUCGCGGCGCGCCCUACGCGCUGGACGGCGAUAUUAUGCGCGAGGUCUUGCCCCGCGAGAGCUGGGAGCGCCUUUUGGAGGCGAGGAUGGGGAUGAACCCAGCUGCUGGGGGUGAUGGGGUGAUGGAGAGGUUUGCAAGCACGGUUGAUGUGGAUGCGAGGGGAGCGGCAGUGAGGAAUGAGGGUAUGGAUGUUGAUGUGGAUGGGGAGGCGAACGACCCGGACGUGGACUGUCCGGCUGGGGUUGACUCCAUGUAUUCACUUCCACAACAAGACCUGAAGCGCCGGCGUACGUGA
Peniophora sp. CBMAI 1063 is the source of this 2772-nucleotide messenger RNA. The record is from the annotation of a GenBank genome assembly. NCBI's taxonomy places the organism in Eukaryota, Fungi, Basidiomycota, Agaricomycetes, Russulales, Peniophoraceae.